This is a messenger RNA of Mangifera indica (mango), 1524 nucleotides long. RefSeq lists its product as uncharacterized. Bases 161 to 988 code for a protein of 275 amino acids. The transcript is spliced from 4 exons. The record is from RefSeq and is a predicted model, not a curated record. Lineage: Eukaryota; Viridiplantae; Streptophyta; Magnoliopsida; Sapindales; Anacardiaceae.
AAAAAAGUCAAGAACCAGCACGGACGUUACGAAGAAGAAGAGGCUGAAGCUCCAAUGAAACUCACUUUGCCAUUGACUUCAACCCGUCAAUUGACAUGCUUUCUUUUUUUUCUUAUUUUCAUCAAACCCAAUUCGAAACUCUUUCUCAUCAUCGCAAAGAAUGAAUCUUGCAAUAACUUUUUUCCUUAUUAUUCUGACUCUUGUUCAUGGUAAUACCAACGUUAGAGUAUCUUCUUUGUCUCUCAACUUCCGAAAGCUAGAGUAUAGACAUUCAAAGGUAUAUCAGACAAGUAGCGUUUUGCCGACGCCGGCUCCGGCACGAGGACCGGGGCCGACUGAUGGUGGUUUAUUUGAUGAGAAUAGGUGUGGUAAUGAGUGCCACGGCCAAAACUUUACUGCCUGCCUUCAGAUUUCCCCAGCCGACCCCAAAGAAGCAUUUCUAUUUGUCAAGAAUGAUGGAGAGGGUCCUCAGAAAGUGAACAUUAGAGUUCCACACUCUAAGAUUACAUUCCCAGAGAUAGUACUCCAACAUGAACCCCAAAAGAUAAAUGUCUCAGCCAUUGUUGAUGGAAGUCUAUCAAUAGUAGUAAAUGCUGGAAAAGAGGACUGUGUACUUUACAUGCAAUCCUCCGGAUUUAAGAAGCUCUCUAUCUUUGGCACUCAAGGGAUUCCUGUGUAUGCAGCUUACCUACUAUUAUUAACAGUUCUUCUCGUUGGAGUUACAUUGGCUUGCCACUGCAAGUCCAGGAAAAGCAGACUGCAGGGUAAUGGAGUAGCAUAUCAGGAACUUGAAUUGGGGAAGCCAGAAACGGUUGGUGCUGAAGAUUUGGAAAAACAAGAAGGUUGGGAAGACGAUUGGGAUGAUGACUGGGAUGAGUCCAAGGCACUGAGGUCACCAGGUGCACGUCGGCUUGGAAAAGCUUCAGCAAAUGGCUUAAAUUCCAGGUCCGAUGAUAAACACAAGGGGGAAAAAAAUUGGAAUGAUUAGGCUAAAAAUUGAAUGAAAAAAUCUGCAUACUGACUUGGAAAGAAAAAAAAAGCGCACACACACAGAGAAACAGAUUUUAGAAACAAAGAAAGAUAAUAGCCUGUCUGGGGAUAAAAGUUGAGUGUUCAUUAUUCACACAUAUCAUAUUGUCAUGAUCAUAGCAGUUUGGUUUACUGAAACAAUGUGGUCCGCAAAACAAGUUUUGUUUUCCUUUCUUAUGUAAGGAUUUGCCUACAUAGUUUUACAAUUUUGCUUUGGGCUGGACCUCGCAGUUUUGUUUUUGGGCUAUCUGAGAAUUUGAUGCUUCACGCUUAAGCAUCUUGGCAAUUCUAGGGUUGCCGGACUGUUGGAUCUUGGUGUUACAGCCUACAUGUUUUUUCAAGUAAUCUCAUAUUUUAUUUUUUAAUAGAAUGGUGUAACACGUGGGAUCAUCAUUUGAUUCAUCAGGGUGCUUAAACUUUUCUUAGGGAUGUAAAAGUAAAACUCAGUUUAAUCGUUUUGUUCCAAAUAAUUAAAUCCAUUGGAAUGAUUUCUCA